AUGAGAAAACUCAAUGAAAUUUACCGUUACAAAACAGAGGAGUACUCAUAUGAUGCAGUUAACAAGUUCAAUAUCUACCCGGAUCAGAUUCCUCCCUGGCUGGUGGAAUGGAUGCCCAGUAAAGGAAGCUAUUUAAUCGGGAACUUGCAACCAGCACAUAUGGACUUUCGUUUCUUUUCUCUUGGAAACCUGUGGUAUAUUGUAAGCAGUCUUGCGACAACGGGUCAGUCACAUGCCAUGUGGGAUCUUAUUGAAGCGAAAUGGUCAGAACUAGUGGCAAAUAUGCCGUUCAAGAUUUGUUAUCCUGCAUUUGAAGGUCAGGAAUGGCGAAUCACCACAGGCAGUGAUCCCAAGAACACUCCUUGGUCAUACCAUAAUGGAGGCUCGUGGCCAACUUUGCUCUAG
Molecule: messenger RNA, 405 nt
Organism: Vitis riparia (riverbank grape)
Lineage: Eukaryota; Viridiplantae; Streptophyta; Magnoliopsida; Vitales; Vitaceae
Product: neutral/alkaline invertase 3, chloroplastic-like
Exons: 1
Coding region: 1-405 (134 amino acids)
Biological process (GO): sucrose catabolic process
Cellular component (GO): chloroplast
Molecular function (GO): endo-alpha-N-acetylgalactosaminidase activity; sucrose alpha-glucosidase activity
Source: RefSeq, a predicted model, not a curated record